AGACAAAAGGGGUAUAAAACCCAGUUCACUGCUAAAGCAACGGAUUAAGAAGAAGAGGGGAGGAUCUAACCUCGCUAUAAAGACUGGUGUAGCUGGUUCAAGUCAGAGGAAGUGUGAGUCUGACUGUAUGACAGGAAGCUGCUGCUGUUUCACAAGAUGCUGAGGCUCGCUCUGUGUUUGUUGGCGGUGGGCUUUGCUUCCUGCUCCACCAGAUGUCCUGACGGGAACCUCUGCCCUGAUCUCUCCACCUGCUGCAAAACUCCACAUGGAUACGCCUGCUGCCCUUAUCCAAAUGCCAUGUGCUGCUCAGACCUGGCCCACUGCUGCCCCUCAGGCUUUCGUUGUAACCUGAUCACUGAGAUGUGUGAGAAAGCAGGCCAGCCAUGGUUGAACAUACCCAUGGUGAAGAAGGAGGCUCCAGAGGAGCCACGAGUUCCUCUUCAGUCUUUAUCACCCCAACAGGAGACCGAGAGCAAAGAUCAGGAUGUUUCAGUUGUCUACUGUGACAACUAUUACUACUGCCCUGAUGGCACUUCCUGCUGCAGACACCCUACAGGAGCCUGGUUCUGCUGCCCAUACUCCCCAGCUCGGUGCUGUCUGGAUGGCUACCACUGUUGUCCAUAUGGCUACGACUGCGACCUCACCUACACGCACUGUGUGAGGACAGGUCUGAGAUACCCCUUCACCCCAAAACAAGCCUCCAUUCCUGCCAUUCCCAUUUCCACUGAAGAGGUCAAAAGCAGUCUGAAAGAGACACCAAUGAUGGCUCUGACAGAGGCUAGGGCUGACAUCAGUGAAGCUGGAGUCAUUCGCUGUGAUUCAGAGUUUUACUGCACUGAGGGGACAUCCUGCUGCAAAGGACCCACAGGCCAAUGGAGAUGCUGUUCCAAAUAACUGAUAUGCUUUUUAUGAUUUAUAUACAGUGCAUUUGGAAAGUAUUCAGACCCCCCUCGUUUUUUUUCACAUGGAGUGAUGGUUGUCCUUCUGGUUCUUUGCCCGGGCCGGGCUUUUGAAAGUGAAGUGUGUCUGAAUACUUUCAGAGUGCACUGUGUAUUUAUAUGUUUAUGAGUUUGAUAAUUUAAUAGCACAUAUUGGACAGAAAUACACACUAACAUACACCUGGAUAACCUUAACCAUCAACACUGUAUUUUUUGAACAUGAACCCUCUUGUAAUACAGGGCCGGUGUUGUGUGGAUGGCUAGCACUGCUCUCAGUCUGGUUGUACCUGUGACCCCACCUCCUCCACCUGCAGGGCGGGCACAUCCUGAGAACAUGAACCAGCAAAGACAGACUGGGGACAUGUGAAAUUUUGUGCACUGAAAGCUUUUUGAUAUUAUUUUGAAAAUUCAGGGGAAGUCCAAUAUUGCAUCAUAGCAUCAGUGAAAAGAGAAAUCAAAACAGCAGCUUAGCGAUCUAUAGAGCAAAAGUUUAGAUUCAGACAGCCUGGUGUGUUGAGAAUGUUUAGUCUGCAUGAUUCUUCUCUAAUAAUAAACAAGUCAAUGUUUUUUUUUUACAAACCUCAAAUCAAAGUUAAUUCACGUAUUUUCUUCUCAUGUAACAGACAAUAAAUCACUUACAAAUAUUUGGAAUUUUAAAAAUAAAAAACAUGAAGGGA
Molecule: messenger RNA, 1615 nt
Organism: Cheilinus undulatus (humphead wrasse)
Lineage: Eukaryota; Metazoa; Chordata; Actinopteri; Labriformes; Labridae
Product: progranulin-like
Exons: 5
Coding region: 157-894 (245 amino acids)
Cellular component (GO): extracellular region
Source: RefSeq, a predicted model, not a curated record